AUGGGCAGUUGCUCUCUAUACUUUGAGAGCAGGAGGGACUGUCUCGUUGUAUUGCAGCUGCUGUGCAACAAUGGUGUUGUUGCGGAGGGGUGUUGGGUGGGUGUGGUAGGUAGGGAGGGAGGGGGAGCAGACGAGCUACAGACAGUCUUCUGGCAGACUCGGGCCGGGCAACAUCGCUCCAACGUGGAAGUAACAAUUAAGCGGAUAAUAGUUAUAGUUAGCAGCCUGAAUAUGAGCUUAAAGAGAAAGAAAGUGCGGGGACUGAUGGCGACGGUGCCACCCUCCUUGGAGGGGGUGGGAGUUGGACACAGACUCCGCCACCACGGCAAACACCACCAAGGAGAGUUGUGGCGUGUCACCACCAUCAGUGACGUCAUCAACUCCACCAACAUCCCCACUGUCGACCGGCCAUCUGUUUGCUACUCCACCAAUGAGGUGCUGAUAAUAAUUGGACUGACUUGUGUCCUGAACUUGGCAUUUAUUGUUGUUGUGAUGACCUGCGUCCAUUUCUGUAGCAGUCCUACAGUCACAGAUAUAUCCAGAUUGGAGUCACUUAUUCUGGUGGAGAGCUCGACAUCAGAGUCAGAAUUAGAGGAAGUAGAAAGGAAGGAGAGAAACAUCAAAUUCUACAACUUUCCUCCGAUCUGCAAGUGUCAAUCUUUUGAAGACUACGUCAAGAUUUGUUCAAUUCCACUACAGAUGGAAGUCUCUCAAUCAUCGUCUUCCUCUAUGCUCUCCCUCCAAACCUUGGUGCCUCCCUACUGUGCGACUCCACCCUUGACCUCGGGGCCACUACCGAGGUAUCGGCAUGAGUCAACUGCGACCUCGGUCUCCAUGGAGAAUCUUCUGUUUGUAUAGCAAGACUUGAGUGUAUUUUAGUGAACAAAGUUGAUACCAAUGUAAGAUAAUAAUAUAUGAUUUAAUAAUAUUUUCUUCAUCUAUUAUGGUGUACAACUGUGCAAGGUAUUAGGUCCAAUAUUUUUCACACAUAGAAUUAUUUUUAAUAUAUAAACCCAUAAAACAUAAUAAUUAUAAUGAAGAUUUGUUAUUAUAAUAGAGUUGAGAUUAUAGAGACUACGGAGAUAAAUGGUUUUUGCAUUAUCAUACAAAAAAACUAUUUAUUAUAUUUUGUCAGUUCCCUUUUACACAAGUCAAAGGUAAUUUUUAUUUUUAUUUAAGUAUAUAAAAUCAAAUUCUUUACAUACUAAUUAAUCGUAAUGCAACUUUAGCUUACAUAUUUCAACAGAGUAUGAAAAAGUAAAUGUGUUACACUUCUAUAGAAUUACAGUUAGUUUUUAAAGUAAUACACGUUAUAUGUUUUAAGUACUUAAGAAUAAAUCUGCCAAGCAAGCAAUUAGUUUUCAACAGUGCAUCGUGACUUUCAAAGAGAUAAAUGUGUGUGAUAAGAAAAGAAAAUAUAGUCAUAGAAUUGGUCAUCUUCAAUGAUAUAAACAAAAACAAAACUUAACGUAAUACAAGAAAUCUUGAGAUAGUAGUGGUCUUUAUUCUGGAAUGGAAUACGUAUAUAUUGCAUGCAUUUAACUUCAUACAUCAUUUUUUCUUGCUGUAAAAUUUGGGAACAGUCAGCUUGUUUAGAUAGUGCUUAGUGCUGUCGAGACGUAGCAGAAAUUGGGUUUAUAUGGGUUAUUAUACAUUACUAAAACAUCAUUAUAACUCAUUUGUGCCCGCCGUCAUCUUUUUGGGAACAGUCAGGUCGGCUAGCUAGUGCUCAGUGCUGUCGAUACAUAGCAGAAAUCGGGUUUAUAUGGGUUAUUAUACACUACUAAACCAUCAAU
Messenger RNA from Homalodisca vitripennis (glassy-winged sharpshooter), 1796 nucleotides. RefSeq lists its product as uncharacterized. The coding region runs from base 1 to 858 and encodes 285 amino acids. The transcript has 6 exons. Lineage: Eukaryota; Metazoa; Arthropoda; Insecta; Hemiptera; Cicadellidae. The record is from RefSeq and is a predicted model, not a curated record.